Messenger RNA from Paramuricea clavata, 4200 nucleotides. The record is from the annotation of a GenBank genome assembly. Lineage: Eukaryota; Metazoa; Cnidaria; Anthozoa; Malacalcyonacea; Plexauridae.
AUGGCCUGGAUAGACUAUCGUAAGGCAUAUGAUAUGGUACCUCAUUCCUGGAUAGUGGAAUGUAUGAGUAUGUUCAAAAUCGCAGCAGAUGUGAGAACGUUUGUGGAAGGUAGUAUGGAGAACUGGAAAACGGAGUUAACAUCUUCGGGAGAAAGCCUAGGAAAUGUGAAUAUAAGACGAGGUAUUUUUCAAGGAGAUAGUUUAUCUCCUUUGAUAUUUGUGAUGUGCAUGAUACCAUUAAGCUUGAUACUGAGAAAGGAAAAGGUAGGGUAUGAAUUUCCCGGAAAAGAACUCAAAAUCAACCAUCUUCUAUUCAUGGAUGAUCUGAAGAUGUUUGGAAAGAACAAGCAGCAAAUAGACUCACUGGUGAAAACUGUCAAUAUUGUUAGCAAAGGCAUUGGAAUGGAAUUUGGGAUAAAGAAAUGUGGAAUGCUUGUAAUGAAAAGAGGAAAGAUUGUGGAAUGUAAUGGAAUACAGCUACCUGAUGAGGAAACAAUAAAGUCCGUAGAAGAAGAUGGAUAUAAUUUUCUUGGUAUACUGGAAUUAGAUAAAAUUAUGGAGGGUGAAAUGAAGAGAAAGUUUGUAAAGGAAUACGGGAGGAGAUUAAGACUGGUGCUGAAAUCAAAACUGAAUGGCAGAAACAAAAUCAUGUCGAUGAACACUUGGGCUGUUGCGCUGCUGAGGUACGGAGCUGGUGUUUUGAACUGGACAAAAGAUGAAAUUGCUGCAAUGGAUCGCAAAACACGUAAACUGAUGACACUGUAUGGUGCUCUUCACCCAAGAAGCGAUAUUCAUCGAUUAUAUUUACUGAGAGAAAAGGGCGGAAGAGGUUUGAUCAGUUGUGAAUGAUGCAUUCGUACAGAGGAGAACAGUUUGGUAUGGUAUGUAAAGAACAGUGUGGAACCACUUUUACAACAAGUUGCAAAGACAGGUGUGAUUGAAACGGAAAGAUGCGAAACAAAAGAAAAUUUUAAGAAGAAAGCAGUAGAGGAGCUAGAGAAAGCCUGGAUUGAUAAGAAAAUGUAUGGACAAUAUAACAGAGAUUUAGGUAAAGAAGUGGAUAGGAAGAAUACAUGGUGGUGGCUGAAGAAAGGAGACUUGAAACCUGAGACUGAAGCACUUCUGUGUGCUGCACAAGAACAAGCUCUAAGGACAAAUUACGUAAAGUUUCACAUAGAUAGAACUGUUGAGUCUCCCCUCUGUAGACUUUGUGGGGAAAAGGGAGAGCAUAUAACACACUUGAUAAGUGAAUGCAAGAAGCUAGCACAAAAAGAAUACAAACGAAGACAUGACAAUGUGGCUCGCAUUGUACACUGGAAGCUAUGUGGUUUGUACCAACUAGAGAAAGCUGAAAAUGGUAUGAACACCAACCAAACGGAGUAAUUGAAUCAGAUAAUGUAAAGAUUCUCUGGGAUUUUAACAUACAGUGCGAUCAUGUGAUUGAAUGUCGAAGACCUGAUAUUGUAGUGGUUUUAAAGAAGGAAAAGGAAUGCAAGAUCAUCGACAUCGCAGUUCCAUGGGACUGUAGAAUUGAUAUAAAAGAAACAGAGAAGGUAGAAAAGUAUGAGCAGUUGAAAAGGGAAAUUCGGAAAAUAUUGGCAAUGAACAAAUAGAAGUCAUUCUAAUAGUUGUAGGUGCCUUAGGAGCAGUUAGUAAUAAACUGGAUAAGUGGAUUGAGUAAUUGGGAAUACAUAUAAGAAUAGAACUUCUACAAAAAACAGCAUUGUUAGGGACGGCAAGAAUACUGAGAAGAAGCUUGGAAAGCUAAAAUCUUUGGGACCUGAGGCUACUGGUUGUAGCCAGCUUCCAAGGAAAAACAUAGCCAGCAUAAGAACAAAGCUGUGAAAAACAUGUAAUAAUAAUAAUAAUAAUAAUAAUAAUAGUAAUAAUAAUAAUAAUAACAAUAAUAAUAAUAAUAAUAAUCGAAACUUUAUUUAUUUCAUAAUAUACCAUAAAACUAUAUUUACAUUGAUAAACCUCGCUCAUAAAGGUAGUUUAUCGAUGACUACUUGAAAACAUGUGGGUUAUAUAAAUGUACAAAAAUUGGAAAUUUAAUAUUGUUCAAAAUUUUAGAAGCUCUGGGCUAGUCCAGUCUUUGUUUCGCUGACAGAAUACAUAAUAUGAUGUGCGAAUACAAAUAGCAAUGAUUUUCUUUUUAAUGUAUUUAAUUUGUUGUUUAUCGAACUUCAGUUCCUUGAGCAUAUCUGUUAAGGUGUUCGUCGAUUUACCAAAAACGCUUAGCGAGCUUAUGGAUACAUUAACAAAUUUUACCUUAUCAUAGUUACUUUCUUGAUCUGAAAUAAGCGACAGGUAUUUUUUAUGUUUUCGAUCUGAGUUAGAGUUAAGAUUUGUUUCAAAGCCAACAGUCAGUUCCAAAACAUAUAAAACUUUAUUUUCAAUUGCUAAGAGAAGGUCUGGACGUAACUGAUCACCAGUGAUAACUGACGGAGUAAUAAAGCCAGGCAAAUCUACGUAGAGUUUGGAUCGCUCGGCACUCAUAAGGCUGGAUGCAAUGAAGUUCAGGACUGAAUUAUGCCGCCACGUAAAUAGCCCUUCAUCUAGAUAUGCUUUACAACCAGAGAUGACGUGCAGGAGUGACUCAGGAGAGGCAUGGGUGUACCGAAAGGAAAAAAUUAGGGGGGCAGAUAGAAAUUUGCCCGACUUUUCGGGAUUCCAUUUAUUUUUAUAACAAACCAAAAUUGCCCGACUGUUCAUCGAAUAUUGCCCAACUGCCCAAAAAACUGGGGUGGGGCUACCGCCCCCUCCCCCCCCCCCCGAAAGAAAGAACCUUGUGAGAUAAGGUGGUUUUGUAGUCUCUGUUCAUUUUCAUUCCUAAAGGCUUUCAAGACAUCCUUCGUAUUUUUAUAUAUAUCAUACUGAAUAUUCUUGUUCGUGCUUGUUAUUGCCCAUAAUUUGUUGAUGUCUUCGUUUAUAGACGCUUUUAAAGUUGAACGAGUUGAAAAGUUGAGUUGUUGUUUGUUUUGUUUUUUUGUUUUUUUUUAUUUUUAUAAUAAUAAUAAUAAUAAUAAUAAUCAUAAUAAUAAUAAUAAUAAUAAUAAUAAUAAUAAUAAUAAUAAUAAUAAUAAUAAUAAUAAUAAUAAUAAUAAUAAUAAUAAUAAUAAUGGAAACUUUAUUAAAAUUAUAUACGUAUAUAUACAAUUAUAAAUCUCACUAAUUUAGGUAAUUUAUAAUUGACUACUUGAACCUACUUAAUAUUUAUAUAUUAAUAAUGAGUAUCCUUAAAUGUUCAGUAAUUCCGGAUUUAACCAGUCCUUAUCUCUGCAACAAAAUAUAUAAUAUGUUGUCCUAAUCGCGAUAGACAUAAUUUUCCUGAUAGCGAAAUAUUGGUGUCUUUUAUCAAGACCUAGAUCAGUUAACAUAUCUAAAAAGGAAUGACAUUCUUUUGAGAAAACGCCUAAAGAACUAAUUGACAAAUUUACAAAUUUUACGGAUUUAAAUUGUUUCUUUUGCUGUGUAAUGAGAUCUUCGUAUCUUCUUCUUUUCCGAUCAACAUUUGUUUGUAGAUUAGACUCAUAGCCAACAGAAAGUUCAAGGAUAUAGAGACAAUCCGAGUUGAUAGAUAGAAGUAGGUCUGGGCGGAAUGUGUCACCAGUUACAAUUGAUGGGCUUUUAUAACCAGGAAGAUCGACGAAAAGAUUGGAGUUGUUUACAGGUUGUAGCGUUUGUGCUAUGAAGUUCAGAACAGAAUCAUGUCUCCAUGUAAAUCGUGGGAGGUACGUUUGACAUCCAGCAACUACGUGUAAAAGGGUUUCAGGGUUUAAGCAGAAGGAGCAAUCAGAGUUGGACAAUAUUCCCCAUUUAGUAAGGUUUUUACGAGUUGGAAGUGAGUUAUUGAUGUAACGAAUGGUGAAGUUAUAGAUGUUCUUUGGGAGGUUUGAUUGGGAUUUAGACCAUAUACCGUUUAAUUUCGACAGUGAAAACUUAAUGACAUUUGAGAAGAAGGAGCCUUGCAAAAUCAGAUGAUUCUACAGUUUGUCUUCUUGUCCGGAGGUAAAAGUUUUAAGGACUUCCUUUGUCGAGGUGUAGACGUCGUACUGAAUGUUUUUGCUUUCAGAUGUUAUUUUCCAGAGGUCUUUUAUGGAAUGAUUUGGAGAGGUCUUUAAGGCGUUACGAGCAACUGUUUGGCACUGAACAAACUUAAUUGACGGCGGGUAGAUAUUUAGACCAAACUUGUUACUG